This is a messenger RNA of Centrocercus urophasianus (Greater sage-grouse), 779 nucleotides long. It is a transcript of the gene NOX5, whose product is annotated as NADPH oxidase 5. Gene Ontology annotation, cellular component: NADPH oxidase complex; plasma membrane. The transcript has 6 exons. The coding region runs from base 1 to 657 and encodes 218 amino acids. Gene Ontology annotation, molecular function: superoxide-generating NAD(P)H oxidase activity. The record is from RefSeq and is a predicted model, not a curated record. Gene Ontology annotation, biological process: defense response; superoxide anion generation. NCBI's taxonomy places the organism in Eukaryota, Metazoa, Chordata, Aves, Galliformes, Phasianidae.
AUGGAGCUGGGUGAGAACCAGCAGCUCUGCAGCAUCAAGGUGAGCUCGGGGUGGGUGCAGCAGUGCUACAUUGAUGGCCCCUACGGGACCCCGACACGCCGGAUCUUCACCUCAGAGCAUGCUGUGCUCAUCGGUGCUGGCAUUGGCAUCACUCCCUUUGCAUCCAUCCUGCAGAGCAUCAUGUACAGGUACCGCCAGAGGAAGCAGAGUUGCCCUGAACGUGAGACCCUGUGGGAUGAGGACAUGGCACUCAGGAAGGUUGAUUUCAUCUGGAUCAACCGGGACCAGCAGCACUUUGAGUGGUUCCUUGACCUGCUGGCUGCGCUGGAGCUGCAGCAGGAGGAGCAGGAGCCGGGAGGGCGCUUCCUGGAGCUGCACCUGUACAUGACAUCAGCGCUGGGCAGGAGUGAUGUGAAGGCGGUGGGGCUGCAGCUGGCCCUGGACCUGCUGGCCGCCAAGGAGCAGAAGGACUCCAUCACGGGGCUGCGCACCCGCACGCAGCCCGGCCGCCCCGACUGGAGCCAGGUGUUGGGCAGGGUGGCAGAGGAGAGGAAGGGCAAGGUGCACGUGUUCUUCUGUGGCUCGCCGGCCUUGGCCAAAGUGGUCAGAGUGCACUGCGAGCGUUUCGGCUUCCGCUUCUUCAAGGAGAACUUCUAAAGACCGUCGCCAUCCUCGCUGCAGGGUGACCCUUCCCAACCUGCUGGGAAGGGGCUGAGCUCGGGGCUGAUGACACUGCUGUGAUGUGUGGCAUCUCCUGUGCCUUGGUCCUGCAGUGCAGC